AUGGCCCUCUGGCGGUAUGCUCUCGGCCUGCUGUGCCUCUUGCAGGCCGUGCCGGUCACAGCGCAGUCGGAUCCGUCGCACAUUGCCUUUGGCGACGAUUUGAAGAUGCGCCGCCCACUUUCUUCGCUCCACACACUCCACACGCUCCAUACGCUCCACCCGCUCGCCGCCGUCCGCAGUGUCGGUGCUAACAGCACCGCCCCCGGCGCGCCCGGCUCGGUCUGCACCGCCGAAGGCGAGUGGAACUGCCUCACCACCUGCUGGCAGCGAUGCGCCUCGGGCCAGUGGUCCGACUCUAUGGCCCUGGCGCCGGGGACGGUGUGCACGCCGGCGGGGCUGUCGUACGAGAUGGGAGGUGGUCGGCUCGCGUCGCAGCACAAGCGACACAAGCGACACAAGCGACACAAGCGACACAAGCGACACAAGCGACACAAGCGACACAAGCGACACAAGCGACACAAGCGACCGCACGAGCGAGAGCACCGCCGGCGCCUUCACAACCAUCCUCGCAGCCACCACGGGCCUUUGCCAAUGCACAGUCGCCGGCUGUUCUGCCACACCACCAUCCACCUCUGUCGCUGCAACAACAUCACCCGCAACAACGACGACGACAUCCAGUCAGGAGACGCCGACGGGUGGCGAGUUUGUGAGCGGGUCGUCGUCGGCUGCGACGCAACAACCGACGAGUGCAGUGACGGUUGUCCUGGGUGUGAGCUUGCUGGCCGUUGUUUUUGCCCGUCUCUUGAUGUGAGGAGAACGACGUGGGGUAGCAAGGCGAGGGAAAGGAAUUGA
Sporothrix schenckii 1099-18 is the source of this 792-nucleotide messenger RNA. RefSeq lists its product as uncharacterized. The coding region runs from base 1 to 792 and encodes 263 amino acids. The transcript has a single exon. Lineage: Eukaryota; Fungi; Ascomycota; Sordariomycetes; Ophiostomatales; Ophiostomataceae. The record is from RefSeq and is a predicted model, not a curated record.